AGGAGCGGCAAAGGGAGUCGGUUCUAGCAUCUCUUCCGCCUGCUCGGUCUUUUUUCUUUCGAUCCUCAGCGGCUUUCGCUUUACCUCCGCCGAGAAACACCCAGUGCUAGACACCACUCGUUUUCGCCACGGCGUUGUUUGCCCGCUACAUCGGAGGACCUUGUCGCCAGCGCUGAGUGUCAUGCUGAGGCUGCUCUUCCUGGCUGCGCUCGCCGGCUUUGCCCGAGCAAGCGACGUACUCGAGUACACGGACGACGACUUCGAAAGCAAAAUUGGCGACCAUGAGCUCGCCCUCGUCGAGUUUUUCGCGCCGUGGUGCGGCCAUUGUAAACGUCUUGCUCCAGAGUAUGAGGCAGCAGCCACACGCCUAAAAGGUGUAGUCUCCCUGGUCAAGGUUGACUGCACAGCCAACAGCAACACCUGCAGCAAAUACGGAGUCAGUGGCUACCCCACUCUGAAGAUCUUCAGGGAUGGAGAAGUCUCUGGUCCCUACGAAGGUCCCAGAACUGCAGAUGGGAUAGUAAGUUUGCUGAAGAAGCAGGCUGGCCCCGCCUCUGUGGAGAUUAAGACCGAAGCAGAAUAUGAGAAGUUUAUCGCAGACAAAGACGCAAGUGUUGUCGGGUUCUUUGCUGAUGACAAGAACGCCGCAAACGCCGAGUUCCAGAAGGCCGCCAGCACCUUGAGGGAGAACUACCGCUUUGCCCACACAUUCUCUGAGGCGCUCCUCAAGAGCCAGGGCAUCGACCAAGAAGGUGUCAUCCUGUUCCGCCCGCCAAGACUCAGCAACAAGUUUGAAGACAGCACAGUCAAAUUCAGCGAGGAGAAAUUCACCAGCAACAAAGUCAAGAGAUUUAUUCAGGACAACGUCUUUGGAAUUUGCCCGCACAUGACAGAUGACAACAAAGACCAGUUCAGGGGGAAAGACCUGCUUGUGGCUUAUUACGACGUUGACUAUGACAAAAACCCCAAAGGCUCGAACUACUGGAGGAAUAGGGUGAUGAAGGUGGCCAAGAGCUUCCUGGACCAGGGCAAGCAGCUCAGCUUCGCAGUGGCCAGCAAGCUCUCCUUCAGCCACGACUUGUCUGAGUUUGGCAUGGACAACACGGAUGGAGAGCUUCCCCUGGUGGCCAUCCGCACCUCUAAGGGAGACAAAUAUGUCAUGGUGGAGGAGUUCUCUCGUGAUGGAAAAGCUCUCGAGAGUUUCCUGCAGGACUUCUUUGACGGCAAGUUGAAGCGUUACCUCAAGUCGGAGCCCAUCCCAGAGGACAACAGUGGACCCGUCAAGGUUGUGGUGGCAGAGAACUUUGACGCCAUUGUCAAUGAUGACAGCAAAGAUGUGCUCAUUGAGUUCUACGCUCCCUGGUGCGGACACUGCAAGAGUCUGGAGCCCAAAUACAAGGAGCUUGGAGAAAAGCUUGCCAACGAUCCUAACGUGGUCAUUGCCAAGAUGGACGCCACAGCCAAUGAUGUGCCGGCACCUUAUGAAGUCUCUGGAUUCCCAACAAUCUACUUUUCACCAGCCGGCCAUAAGAUGAAACCAAAGAAGUAUGAUGGAGGUCGCGAGGUGAAUGACUUCAUCUCCUACCUAAAGAGGGAGGCAACCAACCCCUUGGAGAUGCAGGAAGAGUCCAAGAAGAAGAAGAAGAAAACUGACAAGAUUGACCUAUAAGCAAGAAUCUUCACAUGGGAUCACGAUAUCCCUGCCACGACUGGAGGAAGAUGGUUUGGGUAAUGCACACAGAGAUGAAAGAACUAAAUUCUAUUCUACUGUCUUAGUGAACUACAGAAUGCUCUGAAGCCAAGUUGAAAGUCCAUUGGGUCCUCUGCUGCUCUGGGAAUCCCUUUUUUGAAGAAGCAGGAGAGCUGCUGCAAGGCCUGACUGUACAAAACAAAAACACUUUUUUUUUUUUUUUUAAAGUGAAGAGGGAACAGCGUUUCAAAAUUUGACAUUUUUUGUUUUAAGAUUUCCAGUCUCUACUACA
Messenger RNA from Dunckerocampus dactyliophorus (ringed pipefish), 1982 nucleotides. RefSeq names its product protein disulfide isomerase family A, member 3 (gene pdia3). The record is from RefSeq and is a predicted model, not a curated record. NCBI's taxonomy places the organism in Eukaryota, Metazoa, Chordata, Actinopteri, Syngnathiformes, Syngnathidae. The coding region runs from base 182 to 1669 and encodes 495 amino acids. Gene Ontology annotation, cellular component: cell surface; endoplasmic reticulum. Gene Ontology annotation, biological process: protein folding; response to endoplasmic reticulum stress. The transcript has 13 exons. Gene Ontology annotation, molecular function: protein disulfide isomerase activity.